GAUAUAUUUGUGAAAUCCUCAUGACAAUAACCAACCAUAAACAAACCCAAUCAUACAACUACAUCGUUCUUUCUGCAUCAACCGGCGGGAGCCAGACAAACAAACCCCGCUGGCCAACCAAUUGGAUACAUUGCGGGUGAAGCCGGCGCGAUGCGAGUUCACGAAAACCAUCACCCGCGUGAAACAGCGGCGGUUUUAUCAGUUCGAAGCGUCGGCUAUUUAAAUCCAUACACAUAACACACUCACCCAUUCGACAGUCAGUUUUUCGUAUUCCAUUCAACAAGUAUUCCAGCUUCAUACAAUUUUGCCGCAAGUGCCGUCAGCUGAUUUGCAAGUGAUGAUGUCGUCGCUCAAGAAGAUCACACCCAUGUUGAACGACUAUCUGUACGAUGCCAUACGGCGGGUCGCUAUCGAACAUGGUUUCACACCGGAGCAAUUUUCGGUGGACUUUGGCAAGGACAUCGCCAUCGAGUGCGAUAGAUUCAUGUAUUUCAUAUUCAAAGCUAUCGUGAAUGAAGACGAUCGCGAGUUUGUGAUGUGGUGCAAAGUGCCUCCGAAUGAUGACCAGCGAUCGUUGGCUCUGUUCAAGCGGGAGGUGUUUUUCUAUCGGGAGAUUCUGCCGGAUUUCUACGAGUUUCAAACGGAGAAAGGCGUUUCCCGUGAAAGCGGAGCAGGGUUUUAUGGUGUACCAAAAUGUUAUCUGGCUCAUUGUGAUACGGAAAAUGACGAACCGGAGGCUGCUAUAAUUUUGGAGUACGACGAAAACUACGAAAAAUGGGGCUGGGAUAAAGCGAAACCGAUCGAUUUGGACCACGCUAAGGUGUUGAUGGAGCAGCUGGGUCGGUUUCAUGCCGUUUCUUUCGCAAUGAAAUCCCAAAAGCCAGAAUUUUUUGAGAAGUUCACUUUGAGAGAUGCCCUCGUUAGAAAUGAUGAUUUGAUAACGAUGAUGAAGGAAUCUUUUGACCGAGCGUUGAUUUUUAUGAGACCACAAUUUCCGGCAGAAUACGAUACGAGUCAGCGGAUAAAGGAGGACGUUUUCCGGGAGCUGACGGUCGAUUCAGAAACCAAAGAUCCUUAUUGUGUUGUCAGCCAUGGCGAUUUUUGGAUCAUUAAUUUUAUUUACAAGCAUGGUAAGAACAACGCAGCCACAAAUGUCAUCAUCACCGACUGGCAAUCCUCCCGGUACGCAAGCCCUCUCCUGGACCUAGGCUACUUUUUCUUCAUCUGUGUCGGAGCGCAGUUCCGCAAAGACCACUUGGACAACAUGCUGCAGCACUAUCACAACGCACUUAAGAUCCUGCUGGACCGCUUGGGAGGUAACACUGCCGUGCAGUUUCCCUUCGCCGACUUGCUGCGGAUAGUGCAACCCUACCGGCAGUUGUUGAAGGAUGAAUAGCUAUGUGUUGAAAAAAUUAGGCGCAAUCGCAGAGAGAAAUGUUCGGUCCAAUAAAUCAUCGGAACAGAAAGUCGAUCGUUGGUAUCAGUUAUUUGCUUUUUAUCAAGGGGUAUAGAAAUAGGGCUGUCCUUUUCUCCAUUGCCAACAGUGUUUGACUGUGGAUUGACGCCGUGGACAUAAUGAACCGAUUCGAAUGUCAUCCACGCGGAGUGCAUCGGACGUGACGAAUAAAUACCUUCUCCCAUAACCGCCCUUUUUCCUAUUUCGGCAACGUAACUAACAGGUCAUAGCAAACCGUUGUUUGCGAAUGCGGACAGCAAAUUGCAGACUCGGAGCUCACAAAUGACGAUCCUGUCAGAAGCUAAGAA
This is a messenger RNA of Armigeres subalbatus, 1764 nucleotides long. RefSeq lists its product as uncharacterized. The coding region runs from base 338 to 1396 and encodes 352 amino acids. The transcript is spliced from 2 exons. The record is from RefSeq and is a predicted model, not a curated record. Lineage: Eukaryota; Metazoa; Arthropoda; Insecta; Diptera; Culicidae.